Messenger RNA from Exophiala aquamarina CBS 119918, 1794 nucleotides. RefSeq lists its product as uncharacterized. The transcript is spliced from 5 exons. The coding region runs from base 1 to 1794 and encodes 597 amino acids. The record is from RefSeq and is a predicted model, not a curated record. NCBI's taxonomy places the organism in Eukaryota, Fungi, Ascomycota, Eurotiomycetes, Chaetothyriales, Herpotrichiellaceae. Gene Ontology annotation, molecular function: catalytic activity.
AUGACUCAGAGUAGCCAAGCCCCGAACGGUGUCAAGGCGAAUGGCGCCCAUGCCAAUGGCGUCUCGCACGAGCAAGACUAUACACUGCAGGCAGAGGCUGCGCGCAUCUUUCAUCUAAUUCUCAACCAUCCACGACUUGAUGCCCCUGCUGAGGUCAAGAAACACGCCCCCAAGGUCAAGUUCGUGGGCGAUGAGACUCAGCCAUUCUAUCCUACACCCUACAAGGCAGCCGAGUCACAGGCCGCACUGAACGGCUACAUGGGAUUGUUGGCAAGUGCGAUAUCCAAGAAAAGAUAUGGAACUGAUCAAGAAGUUGUGGUGGACGUUGCUCAUGCCAUGAUGAGUGGCCUAGCAGCCUUGUUUGUCCGUACUGAGGACGCCUGGCUGUCUGGAAAUAAGCAGAUGAAUGCAGCAGCAGCACGAUGGGACCAUGGCCAGACCCGAGAGUUAUACAGACAACUCGCCACGAACAUUUACAAAGCCAAGGAUGGAAGAUUCUUCUCCCUUCAUGGCAACAUGAAUCCCUCUCCACUACUUGAAAUGUUGUGUCUUCCUCAACAUAACGACAAUAACCUCUCUUGGGAACAGAUCCUCCAGAUGUACAUGGACCUCAUUUCCCAACUUGACUCAAAGACCCUUGACGAUUGGAGUAACAAUAUUUAUCGCGUGCCUGGUACGAUUUGUUACGAAGAGGAUGAAUUUUUGGCCUUGCCCCAUGGCAAAGCAAUCAAAGAUGAACCCAUUUACAACAUCAUCAAGGACGAAUACUGUGAGCAGCCUGCGGUGAGCUGGAGCGACCAUCCAGUUCCGGAUCCUACGGAUAAGCGUCCACUCUCCGGCAUAAAGGUACUCGAGCUUGCUAGGGCCAUUGCUGCUCCGACUGUCGGUCGCGUUUGCUCUGCCCUAGGAGCCACUGUGAUCCGUGUCAGCAGCGCAGCUAACACGGAGCUCCCAGUCACCUUGUUGGAUGGCUGCAUUGGCAAGAUUAGUGUUGAUAUCGACCUGAAAACUCACGAAGGCCGCAAAAAGUUGAUGGAACUGAUCAAAGAAGCUGACGUUUUCAUCGAUGGGUAUCGCCCGUCCGUCAUGGAGCAUCUGGGCUUUGGUCGCGACGCGGUCCUUGGAUUAACUGCAGGGCGGGGUCGGGGAAUUGUGUAUGUGCAGGAGAAUUGCUAUGGCUGGAAGGGUCCUUGGAAGAUUCGACCAGGUUGGGCGCAGAUUGCAGACACACUUGUUGGUAUUGGGCUCGAGGUGGGACGAUUCAAUGGCUUCGACGAAGCUCAUAUUUUCCCCGGACCUAAUGCAGACUAUCUGACUGGCCACGCCGGAGCUUGUGGUGUGCUACACGCAUUGUUGUUGCGGUCGACCCAAGGCGGAUCUUACACAGUUCAGUGUGCCCUGGCUGUUUCAAAUUUGCAGAUGAUGUCGUUCGGCAAGUAUUCGGAGGCACAGCUCGAGAAACUCAAGGCUCGAAACCCUGAGCUCAUCGGCCACAUGCGUCAUUACGACGAGAUUGUCUCGCACGGCGUCAACCGACACGUCGUUCGCGGAUUUAUCGCUGAUAGACCAUUUGAGAAAGCGAUCAAGAAAGAAAACUACGAGGUCAUCAGCGGCGAACCAUGGGGCUGGGAGGAUGUGGAGGUCGUGAGGUUAGGCUUCUCGCUGACCAAGACGAACACCAAAUUCCCACUUGGAGCUCAUCCACCGGGUUAUCAUCUGCCCCAGUGGAAGGCAGCUAAGAACCCAGACUUCGAGCCAUUGCCAUCAUGGAAGGCCCUGAAAGACCAAGCGUGA